UGAGCCACACAACCAAACAAUUUCAUGUAGUAGACAAACUCUUUUUGACUAACAACAACAUGCAAAGUGAGGAUGUUGAUUUGGAUGAUUCGGAUGAAAGUGAGUCUGAGAAUCGUCCCGUUUUUGUCUCCUCGUCGACAUCACCUCCUCCAAAACCGUUUAUUUUUAAUAGGAGAAAAGUAAUAUUCCCUCAGAAUCAGAAAGUUAAAUUUUUCCACUCGGACCCCACCAUUUCGCACGAUAUUCAGAAAGUUAUAGAAAAUAGGACGUAUGAAAUGUCUUAUCCGUUAAAAAAUAGGGGUAGGCCGUACCUGGAACCAUCGCCGAGACGGAAGUUUAGAACGAACUCGACGUCUUCGAGCGAGUCGAAAGUUUCCGUUAGUUCCAGUGUCAGUCGUGAAAGUGAGGAUUUCGUAGAACAAGAACUUUCUCCAGAUUUAUCAUUAGCUGACGAUAAUAACGUAACGACGAUGAAUACUGAGCAGUCUCAAAUAAACCAGAAAAAAAGUGACGUUGCUGUCUUGUCUGAUAAAAAUAACCAAACUAUUCGUGCUUUUACUAACCCAAUGUUUGUCUCGGAAUCUGAAAUUGAUGAUGAUUCCGCCACUAACGCUACUGCUUUCUCGUCAUCAUCGCUUAACGAAUCUGAACAAGAUUCAAUAUCCGCAAACAAUACGCAUAACGCUUCAGAAGACUUUACAGACUCACAAGUGACGAAUGACGAUGAACCAAAUGUCUAUAAUAAUGGUGAGAGUCGGCAACAAAGUGACGAACCAGACUACAAUGAAUUAUCUCAUGAUUCGCAGAAAAUUCAGCAUGAUGACAUGGAUUCAACCAUGUCUUCCUCUUCUGCCACCAUUGUUGUCAGUAGUACAGAUAACGACGCAUAUUACCACCAAGAAUCUGAUCCUCACAGUGAAACCCCGACAGAAAUGACCUCCACAACAACAACGACUACUAAACCAAGGAGGAAAUUUGAACGAAAAUUUUUCCCAAUUAGCACUCUGACCAAGAAACCAGCCAUCCGUCGCCCAGUCCAACCAAGCACAAUUUCUAAACACAUUCCAGACCCAGAUCCAGAUACGACCUAUUCUUCAUCUUCAUCUGCCAGCAGCGACCUCAUAAAAUCAGACCCACCUCUUGACCCAAUUGAAAUUUCAGAUCUUAAAGCCACUUCUCAACCAGACUUUGAACUCGAAACCCAAAUAGAAGCCCCCUCCACGACAGAGUUUGACAGUUUCGAGGCCACGGCCCCCACCAAACCUGAAAUUUUAGACUAUUCCCCCACCACCAAUACUUCAUUAGAAACCUAUGAAGAAAGUGGUUCUGCAGAAAAUAACUCUUCUUUUUCCGAUUCAAAAGAAAUCGGGGCCGGUUACAGGUUAAAAAUCUACUCCAAAAACGACUUUGAAAUCAAAAGUAGUCAAGAAUAUGUUCCCACCGCGCAGGAGAUCGCUAUCGCGAAAGAAGGUGGUGCAAAAUCGGGUGGAAAUUUAGAGUUUAUUUUGCCCAGAAGAGCAGUACCACUAACUCCCCAUUCAAAUUUUAACUAUAAACCUUUUUCUUUACCGAAUGCAGAACCACUAAUAGGCAAAAGUUUGACUAAUAAAGAAAAGCGUAGGAUGAUGAGAAGGCUCCGAAAUAUGAGGAGAGUUAGGCCCUCCAUUUUUACUAGUCAUCAUCACAAUUGCAAUACUCCUCCGCCAUUUAAAAUAGACGAUAGGUCACAACAGUCUUCUUCUCUCCCAGUUAUUUUAAAGGUAGCCAACGCCACAAUGUUGGCAGCAAGUGUUGUCAACAGUACUACUUUAAGUAAUAUCAAGACUGAUGAGGAAAUCCUCACAAAAAGUGACGAGAACGCCACAACUACUCCAAUAAUCCCUUCAGAAAAUAUACCCCAAAGACGAAGAAGGAUCAAUCUGGGUCCAAAAUCACCACCUCCGAAUAAAACAUUCUCCGUAGCAGAGUGGCGACGAAGACAAAGACAACGUCUCCUGAAACACAAGAGGAUUAAGUCCAAUAGACCAAGCCAAUUUACAGAUUCCGCAGCUUAAAGAGAUUUUUUUUCAUGCUUCUGAUCACCGCAGUACAAAUCAAUUAUUUAUUUCCGCACCCACACCCACACAAAUCCAACUCAAGUUACGCCACGUAACUUGCACACGUGACCCAUUGCACCACUGCAAAAAACACGCACUGCACAGCGAUCCCACAUCACCACCGGAAUCCAAUAAGCUGUCAUAAUCUAGAUACUUAACCUCCAAAUGUGUUCAUUCA
Molecule: messenger RNA, 2274 nt
Organism: Folsomia candida
Lineage: Eukaryota; Metazoa; Arthropoda; Collembola; Entomobryomorpha; Isotomidae
Exons: 1
Coding region: 60-2054 (664 amino acids)
Source: RefSeq, a predicted model, not a curated record